AUGCGCCAGGGUGCUUGGCACGCUGCUGGGCAAGUGCGGGGGCCGGGACGCUGAGUGUAUGCGCGCAAAAUUGCCUGACCCCAGGGGGGAUUGAACUCAUGACCUGCUGGUUGCUCUGGGCUCACGUGAGCAAUGGCCCGGCCGUCCUUGGCUCGCCGAAGUGGAGUUAGAGACGAACGCGCGGUUGAGGAUCCUUCGAACCGACAAUGGCGGGGAGUACCGAUCAAACGCAUUCACGGAGUUCUGCAAAUCCAAGGGCAUUCGUCGUCAAUACUCUAUCCCUUACACGCCUCAACAAAACGGUCGCGCCGAACGUGUCAACCUCUCCAUCGUCGAGGGCGUCCUCGCUCUCCUUGCGGACGCCCGUCUGCCGGCCACCUUUUGGGAUGAAGCGGCUGCGUAUUUCGUUUAUUGCAAAAACAGGUGCUCACACUCAGCUUUGGCCAAACAGACUCCAGAAUCCGUUUGGAACGGCCAACGCACCACCGCCACCGCCCUCCACCCGUUCGGCUGCACAGCCUGGCUCACGGUCGCCCCGGACCUUCGCAGCAAGCUCGACCCCAAGGCCGCGCGCGUGAUCUUCACAGGUUACGACCUCGCCUCCAAAGCUUUCCGUUUCUUUGACCAUUCCAUCAACAAGAUUGUACUUGGUCGCAAUGCCACCUUCCUCGACGACGACUUCCCCGGCCUGCCAGUCACCACGCCCGUCGAUGCAGACGACACCGACCGUCAGUUCGUCGUUCCCGCCGACACGCCCGCCCCUGCCGUCACCGUCGCCCACAAACCCUUUGUCACCGUCGCCUGCGCUGUCACCGUCGUUGGCAGCGUCAUCGUCACCCUCGGUCUCACCGACCGACUCUGA
Microbotryum saponariae is the source of this 862-nucleotide messenger RNA. The record is from the annotation of a GenBank genome assembly. NCBI's taxonomy places the organism in Eukaryota, Fungi, Basidiomycota, Microbotryomycetes, Microbotryales, Microbotryaceae.